CCGAAAGAAGCCAUUUUUUACCCGAAACAAUCCUCUUCUUAUCCAUCGUCACUCCCGAGCUUCACAAAUACACCCAAAUACACACAUAUAUAUUCACAAAUACAUACACAAUACUAUCUCUAUCGCUGCUGCCAUGGCUUUGACACCUCCGCGGAGCUUCUCAUCACACUCAACCCUCAUCAAUUCCGAUGCAAAUCUGCACCACCCCCACAAGCUCACCCUUUCAAACCCUAGCAAACUCAAUUCACUAAUAAAGCAGUCACCUUCACUCUCAAACCGUGUUUAUAGGCUGACCCAGUUCAAUAUUUGUCGAUGUAACAACGAAAGUUUCGAUCUUUCGGAGAGUGAUGGUGGGUGGGAGAGUGGGUUGAAAGAGGCGGUGAGGAAUGCGAUGAAGAAGAUGGAGAUGUAUGUGACUUCUUGGAAGAGAGAGGAGAGAGAGUGUGUAGAGAGUGAGGAGGGGGAGGAAGACUGGGAUUGGAAUUGGUGGAGGAAGCAUUUCGAUGAGGUUGAUGAUCAAGAAAGGCUUCUCUCUGUUUUAAAGUCACAGUUGAGCCGAGCCAUUAGUAGAGAGAACUAUGAAGAUGCUGCCAAACUCAAGGUAGCAAUUGCAGCUGCUACUACAACCGAUGCUGUUAGCAUAGUGAUGUCUCAUCUGAAUAAAGCGAUAGAGGAAGAGCGUUACGAUGAUGCAGCUUUUUUUCGAGAUUAUGGUAGUGCCGGACUGCUAGGGUGGUGGGCUGGGGUGUCGGAAGAUGUGAAUGAUCCUUAUGGUCGAAUAAUCCGCAUAAGCGCAGAACAUGGAAGAUACGUGGCAAGAAGUUAUAGCCCUAGGCAGCUAGCAGCAGCCAGAGGUGGUACCCCUUUGUUUGAAGUAUUUCUUACGACCACCAAGGAAGGUGAAUACAAGGAGCAGGCUGUUUACUUAAAACACAAGGACGUUCCUUCUCAAGAUUUUCCAACUCUUUCAACCAAGUCCUUCGGUCCUAUAGUUAGCUUGGAUCCCAUAGACCCAACUUCGGACACAACUGAUCCUAUUGAGGAAGCUGUGGAAGACAAAGACGGAGAAGACGGGGAUGAUGAUGAUUAUAUUUCGGAGGGAUCUGGUUUUGGGAAUAUCCUUCAAGAUAUGAUUCCUGGUGUGAAAGUCAAAGUUUUGAAAGUGACGGUCCCAGAUAAAGUAGAUUCUGAUCAUAUCUCCAAGGUGGUUGAGCAAAUAAUGGAAGCUGAAGAUGAGGAGAAGGACGACUUAGAAACUUCAGAUGCAGAAGAUGAAAAGGAUGACGAUGACAAAGAGAAAAAUGGACUUGCAGGUGAUGGUCUUAUUGAUGGCGAAGAACAAAAUCAACUUGCAGUCAAGUUUGUUGUUGGGGGCCUUUUACAGAAAAUUUCAGGCACAGCUCACAAAGAUGUUUCUCGAGUACCAGCUAGGCUAGAGAAGAAAGGACGGUUAUCAUUUCGUUUUACUGUAGAUGAAGAUAAAAAGGAACCGGUUUCUGGUGUCAUUGGCAGGUCUCCACAGAAUCCAAAGACUAUGCUUCAAAGUCAAAAAAGCAUAGACCAUGUUAUGCUCGAUCUUGCAAAGUCCAUUGGCAGGGGGAAGAUACCCAUGAAAGUGCUGAAAGAUGUUGGUAAAUUACUGACCCUGACCCUCAGUCAGGCCCAAAUUCGUCAACCUUUAUCUGGAUCUACUACAUUCAGUCGCAUUGACAUUCCAGCAUCAUCGGAUCCUUUUAAGGGAGUAUAUAUAGGUGCCCACGGACUUUACUCUUCAGAAGUCAUCCAGAUUAAGCAUAAGUUUGGCCAAUGGCAAGAGGGUGCUGGAAAAAGUCAGAAUCUUGAGUUUUACGAGUAUAUCGAAGCUGUAAAGCUUACUGGGGAUCCUAAUGUACCCGCCGGCCAGGUAGCAUUUCGAGCAAAAGUUGGGAAAGAAUAUCAGCUACCACACAAGGGGAUCAUCCCAGAAGAAUUUGGAGUGGUUGCUCGAUACAAAGGACAAGGAAGGCUUGCUGACCCAGGCUUCCGAAAUCCUCGAUGGGUUGACGGUGAAGUUGUUAUUAUGGAUGGAAAGUACAUAAAAAGUGGACCUGUUAUUGGAUUUGUCUAUUGGGCACCGAAGUAUCACUUUUUGGUGUUCUUUAAUCAGUUAAGGCUGCAUAAAUAGUUACCUGCAAAAUCAUCCAGACUAUUUCAUCGUGUACCCAGAUUUUGUAGUUCGCACUUGAUAUCUGUUACUUUGACACACUUAGAGUCGAGACUUCGCGAUGGAAAGAGUUCUGAGCUGCUUAUGUAGUGGGCAUGCAAUUGACAAACUUUGAAGGCAUGCUAAACAGUUGUGACAGUACAAGUAACACCGGGACAGCUGAUAUGAUGGCAACUCUUUUUGGGGGUAAUCUGUUCAUCUAGUAGGUCUUUUGUACUCAAAUAUGGAGGGGGUGAAUCUAGUUAGCAAUGUUCUUGUAAAUAUGCCACCACAGGAUAUGUUUUAGGCAAGUAAAUAUUCCUGAAUUGUUAUGAGAAUAAUGAAGUAUAUAUAUAUUGCAUAUUUCAUA
This is a messenger RNA of Daucus carota subsp. sativus, 2552 nucleotides long. Its product is annotated as protein EXECUTER 1, chloroplastic. The transcript is spliced from 12 exons. Gene Ontology annotation, cellular component: thylakoid membrane. Gene Ontology annotation, biological process: response to singlet oxygen; singlet oxygen-mediated programmed cell death. The record is from RefSeq and is a predicted model, not a curated record. The coding region runs from base 134 to 2164 and encodes 676 amino acids. Lineage: Eukaryota; Viridiplantae; Streptophyta; Magnoliopsida; Apiales; Apiaceae.